Neospora caninum is the source of this 1020-nucleotide messenger RNA. RefSeq names its product SRS domain-containing protein. The transcript is spliced from 2 exons. The record is from RefSeq and is a predicted model, not a curated record. The coding region runs from base 1 to 1020 and encodes 339 amino acids. Gene Ontology annotation, cellular component: membrane. Lineage: Eukaryota; Apicomplexa; Conoidasida; Eucoccidiorida; Sarcocystidae.
AUGAUCACCAUGGCAGGGAUUAAGGCUGUUCCAACGCAUAGCAUGUUGGCGGGGGCUGUGCUUUUGUUGGUUGCCGUUCUCGAAGGCAGUACAGUGCUGGGGAGCAAGGCAGACGGUGCCGCUCCCGCUACAAACACAUGCACGAGCAGUGCCGGCGGAGGCGGCAUAUCCGUGUCAGUGGACGCCGAAACCAAGUCGGUUUCAUUUGUCUGCGCCACAGAGGUGAGCAAGGUCCAGCCGGGGUCAACAGAAAGUGAAAACGUCACCCAGUGUUACAUGAACAGUGACCCCAGCGUAGUGAAGAGAUUGGAGGAUCUUUUCGGCAUAGGCUCGCAAGCUAUUGUCACACCUACAGGGGAUCCCAAGGCCGGAUCGAAAGUCGCGCUGACGCUGGGAAAGCUCCCUCAGCGAACGACGGCCAUCUACUUCGAAUGCAAAGCGGCAACGGAUGCUCCCGUUGGAUCGAAUCCAGGAGUGGGAGGCGUCGGUGGGGUUCGAGCCCAGGCCGGUGCAAAAGAACCCGAAGCAAAAUGCCUCGUCACAGUGACAGUUCCCGCUGAUCCAGCUGCCCACACCUGCACUGUGGAUAAGGGAAACCUGGAGCUGGAGAUCACCAGCGAAUCCAAGCGCGUUUCGUUCCACUGCGACACGAACGUUGCCACGCUGUCUCCUGAAGAAUUUUCAGAUAAGAUAUUCGAUGAGUCAUGCGAGAAAGAAGUGACUCUUUCAGAAAAGCUGCCAACUGCCAUGGUGUCCCAAGGGAGCUCAGGCUACUCGCUCAUUGUAGAUGAGUUGCCUGAGACUGCCGCCACGUUCUGUUACAAGUGCUCCGCAGCUUCUGCGCCUACCCAGAAGGGCGCGUCCGGACAGAGCCAGAAUGCAAACGCAUGCACUGUGAAGGUAAAGGUUGCAGCCGCUAAUUUCGCCAGCGGUUCUUUUUCCUCCGUCACAACAGGGUCAGUUCCUACUCUCAUUUUGGGGUUAGCUGCUUCAUUAGUCUUCGCUGCGGUCGCUUUUUGA